Striga asiatica is the source of this 1086-nucleotide messenger RNA. The record is from the annotation of a GenBank genome assembly. Lineage: Eukaryota; Viridiplantae; Streptophyta; Magnoliopsida; Lamiales; Orobanchaceae.
AUUAAUAAUUACUUAUAAAAAAAAAAAUCAAGCAUUUAUGCAAAGAUGAGUAGCGAGAGCGAAGAGAGAGUGUUUUGGAAUGAUAAAACCUAUGGAUAUGAAAGAACUUUUCUAUCCGAAUUCGAGCAUAAUUACAUAAACACUAAGUGGUUUGAGGCCGCAAAUCAAAACGCAAUCGAUCAAGAUGAAUCUGUGACGAAAAGGAUCCGAUUUUCUCCAGAAUCCCAUCACCAGGAAGGAGACGCUGAUAGUUCCGAACAAUCGAGCCCUCUUGGCUUGACACUGCGAAAAACACCGUCUUUUUUGAAUUUGGUGCAAACGAGUCUAUCUCAAGGCAAGAAAGCAGAUCCACCGAAAAAGGACGACACGGGAUCUUCAUCUACACCCGAGAAAUUGAAGGCUUCCAAUUUUCCCGCCAUUUUCAUUAAAAUCGGUGUUUGGCAGCGAACUACAAGGAACGAGGGAGAUUUGACUGCCAAACUUUACUAUGCAAAACGCAAGUUGGUUUGGGAGGUUUUGGAUGGGGCAUUGAAGAGUAAGAUCGAAGUACAAUGGUCGGAUAUUAUCGCGAUUCGUGCAACUACUCAUGAAAAUGAGCCCGGAACUUUGGAAAUCGAGGUUAGUUAUUUCUCAAUGUCCCGUACGGACAUCCCAUUUAGAAUUAACAAUGAGUUUUUAGCUCCGCCACAUUCACAUUGGGGACAAGGCUCGUUUAACAAUGACGUUUUUCCAUACCAAAGCUAUCAACAGCAACCGAAGGGUGGAAUAAUAAACGAUAUCGAGAGCCAUUUGAUGGGAGAGCCUUCCUCAGAUGAAGGAACCUUGGGCACAAUUGACGUGACUUACGAUGCAGCAAAUUUAUCGGCAACUAAUUACCAAGGUAAUAAUAGUGAUGAGUUGGUUCAUUACGUGAGGUAUAAUAUGGAUAGUGGCAUGAUAGACGGAGAGUAUCGGGAGAUGAGCUUCAACUGGAUGCCAGCUGGACGGCCGGAUGAGCAAAUGGGGAAUGAUGAUAAUUCUUCGCUUCCACCGUUUGUUUUUCCUGAUCCUGACGAUGAUGACCCGAGUGACGACCAUAUUUUUUAA